UAAACAUAUAACUUUCUUGGUUUUGUUUAGAGUUCUAUAAACUUUUAGAUUGUAUUGUCAGCUGAAGAAUCAAAAAUAGGAGAAAUGGGUGUUAGAGAGAAGGAUCCGUUAGCCCAAUUGAGUUUGCCUCCAGGUUUUAGAUUUUACCCGACAGAUGAAGAGCUUCUUGUUCAGUAUCUCUGUCGGAAAGUUGCAGGCUACCAUUUCUCUCUCCAGGUCAUCGGAGACAUCGAUCUCUACAAGUUCGAUCCUUGGGAUUUGCCAAGUAAGGCCUUGUUUGGGGAGAAGGAAUGGUAUUUCUUUAGCCCAAGAGACCGGAAAUAUCCGAACGGGUCAAGACCCAAUAGAGUAGCCGGAUCGGGUUACUGGAAAGCCACCGGUACCGACAAGAUCAUUACGUCUGAUGGCCACCGUGUCGGAAUUAAAAAAGCUUUGGUUUUUUACGCCGGAAAAGCUCCAAAAGGCACGAAAACUAACUGGAUCAUGCACGAGUAUCGCCUCGUCGAGCAUUCUCGUAGCCAUGGAAGCUCCAAGUUAGAUGAUUGGGUGUUAUGUCGAAUCUACAAGAAGACUUCCGGGUCUCAGAGACAACAAGCGGUUGCUCCGGUUCAACCUUGCCGUGAAGAACACAGCACUAACGGGUCGUCGUCAUCUUCUUCGUCUCAGCUCGAAGACGUUCUUGACUCGUUCCCGGAGAUGAAAGAUCGUUCUUUUAAUCUUCCUCGCGUGAACUCUCUAAGGACGCUUCUCAACGGGAAUUUCGAUUGGGCUAGCUUAGCGGGUCUUAAUCCCAUCCCGGAGUUAGCUCCGACGACCAACGGUUACGGAGGUUACGACGCGUUUCGAGCGGCGGAGGGAGAGGCGGAGAGCGGGUUGAGAAACUCGCGGGUGGACUCGAGCGAGUUGACUCAGAGUUUCGGGUACAGCUCGAGUGGGUUGAGUAGUGGUGGGUUCGGAUUUUCGGGUCAGACAUUCGGGUUUAGGUAAUAAGAGAGAGCACGUGAGGGGGUAGGGUGGUAAUUAAUGUAAAUAAAAUAGGGAUUUAUAUGGGCCUUUACCGAUUCGGUUAGGCUAAGAGCAUCUCCAUUGGAGAUUCUUAGGGGGAGUUCACCCCUUUCCAAAAAAAAAAAAAAAAAAAUAAGAUUGUUUUGGUGAACCUCACUCUCAAAAGUUCAUGGUGGUGAACCUGGUUCACAUAGGGUUCGCCACGUGGCGGCCCCCCAUUCGUCCGAUUUUUUUUUUUUUUUUUGGUGAACCUCCCAUGGGGUUCACCAAUGGAGAUGCUCUAAGGAUUCCAGAAAGGAAAAUGGGCUUGAUUAGUUUUGAUUGGGCGGGAAAUUUAAUAAUAAUGUUCCACGAUACCUUGAUGGAUUCUUUGAAUUCUUGAAAAUAAAAUGGUUGUUUGAGACUAUUUACAUGUUAUGAAAAUCGGAAUUGGUGUUACUUUAGUAAAGACUUAAUGACCAGAAACAGAGUCGUUGAAGGUCUUAGUUUAUUCAUAGUGGAGAUGAUCUCUUAAAUAGAUCUCAGUGCCUUACAACAAUAGGCAUAACUAAUGCCGAAACAAACUCAACAAAUCAACUUAAUCAACUCCUAAAAUAUAGGAGGACUUAUUCAAACAAAGACUCAGCUAAAGACUCGUUAACUUAUUCUUCAAUUGGUCGAUUAUAUAUAGGCUUGGUAAGUUUUUGGAUCCAAUUUCACUGCAGAUAAUGGAUUUAAAUGAUUAGUUCUUAGUAAUCUCGAAAUCAUUAUUUGAACUUUCAAAAUAUAUUCCU
Eruca vesicaria subsp. sativa (arugula) is the source of this 1778-nucleotide messenger RNA. NCBI's taxonomy places the organism in Eukaryota, Viridiplantae, Streptophyta, Magnoliopsida, Brassicales, Brassicaceae. The record is from the annotation of a GenBank genome assembly.